Molecule: messenger RNA, 3642 nt
Organism: Myxocyprinus asiaticus (Chinese sucker)
Lineage: Eukaryota; Metazoa; Chordata; Actinopteri; Cypriniformes; Catostomidae
Product: catenin alpha-1-like
Exons: 18
Coding region: 368-3091 (907 amino acids)
Biological process (GO): cell migration; cell-cell adhesion
Cellular component (GO): adherens junction; catenin complex; actin cytoskeleton
Molecular function (GO): structural molecule activity; beta-catenin binding; cadherin binding
Source: RefSeq, a predicted model, not a curated record
UUUUCCAUUAUACAAUACUCGUCAUGUAUCAUUCAGUAAUUCUGGGCCAAAGUUGAAUGCUUUUACAUCUUUUUGGAACUUUAUGAAGUUAAAAGGUUUUAUUCCCAAUGUGUUGGACAUGGAACACUGGCCUCGCCCACUUUGUCUGCAAUCCCUGACCUAUAUAGCAAACAAUGUCCAUUUAGUCCAGCAGUCUAUUGCUGACAGGCUCCUGCAACAACAGCAGAACCCUGACGGUAGCCUGAUUAUCCCUGUCCUUCAGUGCUAGAUGGCUGAUCGAUGAAGCUGAGGCCACUGUUUGAAUGGAAAAUAGCAAAGUGGGCCACAGCACUUCUCUAACAGCAUUACUAUCGAAACUCUGAGAAACAUGACAAGCAUUAACACCGCCAACAUCAACUUCAAAUGGGAUCCCAAGAGCCUGGAGAUCCGCACACUGGCUGUGGAAAGACUGCUGGAGCCCCUGGUCACCCAGGUAACCACACUUGUGAACUCCAGCAACAAAGGACCAUCCAACAAGAAAAAGGGGCGCUCCAAGAAAGCUCAUGUUUUGGCAGCUUCUGUGGAGACAGCCACACAGAACUUUUUGGAGAAAGGUGAGAAGAUAGCUAAAGAGAGCCAGUUCUUAAAGGACGAGCUGACUGCAGCGGUGGAGGAUGUUCGCAAGCAAGGAGAAUCCAUGAAGUUGGCCUCAGGAGAGUUUGCAGAGGAUCCCUGUUCUUCAGUGAAAAGAGGCAACAUGGUCCGUGCUGCACGUGCCCUUCUGUCUGCUGUCACUCAUCUGCUUGUACUGGCGGACAUGGCUGAUGUAUACCAACUCCUGCUUCAGCUCAAACUGGUGGAGGAGAGCCUGGUGAAGGUACGUAAUGCUGGCACUGAGCAAGAUUUGGGCAUCCAGUACAAAGCUCUAAAGCCGGAGGUGGACAAACUGAACAUGAUGGCCGCCAAGAGGCAGCAGGAGCUCAAGGACGUCCAUCACAAAGACCAAAUGGCAGCGGCCCGUGGCGUCCUGCAGAGGAACGUUCCAAUGCUGUAUACAGCCUCGCGUGCAUGCCUGCAGCAUCCAGACGUGGCCGCAUACAAGGCCAACCGUGACCUCAUCUACAAGCAGCUGCAGCACGCUGUCUCUGGCAUAUCUAAUGCAGCCCAGGCUACCAGCAGUGAGGACUCUAGUUUCUCCCACCCUGCAGGUGGUGGAGAGCUGGCCUACGCCCUUAACAACUUUGAUAAGCAGAUCAUCGUAGACCCACUGAGUUUCAGCGAGGAGAGGUUCCGCCCUUCUCUGGAGGAGCGUCUGGAGAGCAUCAUUAGUGGCGCCGCCCUUAUGGCGGACUCGUCAUGCACACGUGAUGAUCGCCGGGAGCGCAUUGUGGCUGAAUGCAAUUCUGUCCGCCAGGCGCUGCAGGAUCUUCUCUCGGAGUACAUGGGCAAUGCUGGGCGCAAGGAGAAGAGUGAUGCCCUUAAUAUGGCCAUCGACAGGAUGACUAAGAAGACCCGUGACCUACGUAGACAGCUGCGAAAGGCUGUGAUGGACCAUGUGUCAGACUCUUUUCUGGAGACCAAUGUUCCACUGCUGGUAUUGAUCGAGGCUGCCAAGAAUGGUAAUGAAAAAGAAGUGAAGGAAUAUGCCCAAGUUUUCCGUGAGCAUGCCAACAAACUGAUUGAGGUGGCUAACCUUGCAUGCUCUAUCUCCAAUAACGAGGAGGGAGUGAAACUGGUGCGGAUGGCCGCUUCUCAGCUGGAAACGCUUUGCCCUCAGGUGAUUAAUGCAGCGUUGGCCCUGGCUGCCAAGCCUAACAGUAAGGUGGCCCAGGAUAACAUGGACUUGUUUAAGGAGCAGUGGGAGAAACAGGUGCGAGUGCUUACUGACGCUGUGGAUGACAUCACUUCCAUUGAUGACUUCCUCUGCGUGUCUGAAAACCACAUUCUGGAAGAUGUUAACAAAUGUGUCAUCGCCCUGCAAGAGAAGGAUGUCGAUGGGCUUGAUCGCACCGCUGGAGCCAUUCGAGGAAGAGCUGCACGCGUGGUCCAUGUGGUCACCUCUGAGAUGGACAACUAUGAACCUGGAGUCUACACCGAGAAGGUUCUUGAGGCCACUAAGCUUCUCACUGAUACAGUGAUGCCACGUUUCACUGAGCAGGUAGAGGCAGCUGUCGAAGCCCUCAGCGCCAACCCAAGCCUGCCAGUUGACGAGAACGAGUUCAUUGAUGCUUCACGUCUGGUGUAUGAUGGCGUGAGGGACAUCAGGAAGGCCGUGCUCAUGAUCAGGACCCCAGAGGAGCUCGAUGACUCUGACUUUGAGACAGAAGACUUUGAUACGCGCAGCAGGACCAGUGUGCAGACAGAAGAUGAUCAGCUCAUCGCUGGACAGAGCGCUCGGGCCAUCAUGGCUCAGUUGCCCCAGGAGCAGAAGGCAAAGAUUGCAGAGCAGGUGGCCAGUUUCCAGGAGGAGAAGAGCAAGCUGGACGCUGAGGUGUCCAAGUGGGAUGACAGUGGAAAUGACAUCAUCGUUCUGGCCAAGCAGAUGUGCAUGAUCAUGAUGGAGAUGACAGAUUUCACGAGGGGCAAAGGACCACUGAAAAACACCUCUGAUGUCAUCAGUGCAGCAAAGAAGAUUGCUGAAGCUGGAUCGAGAAUGGACAAACUUGGCCGUGCUAUUGCAGAUCAAUGUCCAGAUUCAGCAUGCAAGCAGGAUCUAUUGGCCUAUCUGCAGCGUAUCGCCCUGUACUGUCACCAGCUCAAUAUCUGCAGUAAAGUCAAAGCAGAGGUGCAGAAUCUGGGAGGAGAACUUGUGGUGUCUGGGGUGGACAGUGCUAUGUCUCUGAUUCAGGCAGCCAAGAAUCUGAUGAAUUCGGUGGUGUCCACAGUGAAGGCCUCCUAUGUGGCUUCCACCAAGUACCAAAAGUCUCAAGGAAUGCAAAACCUCAACAUGCCUGCCAUCUCCUGGAGGAUGAAAGCUCCCGAGAAGAAGCCACUGGUCAAGCGUGAGAAGCAAGAUGAUGGUCAGACAAACAAAGUGAAGAGGUCCUCUCAAAAGAAAUUUGUCAACCCUGUGCAGGCCCUGAGCGAAUUCAAAGCAAUGGAUAGUAUUUAAGCAGCCCUUAUGGCAUUUCACCAGAUGGCAGUAGAUUGAUUAUACUUCAGAUAUAGAUUUAGAAAAGAAAUAUUUAAACGCAUUCCUGUACCGUAGUUACCAACCUGCCUUUUUUCCAUAAAUGCAGUGGCUGUGCUGUAUGCAAAGAGGUCCAUAUAGAAAAUUGUAUAUUUUUACAUAUGAAUGCAUUCUGCUCAAUCUGUAAAUGCAAAAUUUUCCUGACGACAGGUAGGGGAAUACAUUUAAUUCAGGGCAUUCCCUCAAAUUUCUAUGUACCGUCUGAAAACCUGUUUUCUAGAAGAAUUUUUUUUAUUUUUUUUUUACGUUUGUGUAUUUUACAAGGAGACUAUGUAUUUUCCACACUAAGGGCUUUGAUAUUGCCCAUCACUGUCUUUAUUUUAUAUUUUUAUUUGCUUCUAUGCAAACUCUGACUGUAACAGUUCUGUUUUCAUAUGAAUUUAUGAACGAGAAUAGUCAUUGAUAAUUUGGCAUCAGUCUCAAUAAUGAAGUCAUUGUAUUUGCUGUGCCUAAUAAAACUUUUGAUAACUUUU